AUGAUGCUCGCAUCUAAAGUGUUAUACUUGACCUUCCUUCUGUUUAAUGUCUUGGGAGGCUGUACCCCGUUCGAUGACUAUCAAACACAAACUGCCGCGAUUCUCGAACUUCUUGGCAAGAAGGAAGCAAAUCGUUCACUUAUAAAAGUUGUUUCAGACUGUCUUGGAAAGACUUUUAAUAUAAAUGGCAAAUCUCAGGAUUUCCUCCGCUGUGUAAAUGACUCACUCCACACCGACGAACUCACUAAUUCAGAUGAUAUUAGGUUCAUUUUAGGAAAUUACGUCGUGAGAUCUUCCAUUCUACUCUAUAAAUGUUAUGCGAAAAAAAAUGACAUAAUUUAUUGUUUAAAGGUGUUUGGUGAUUGUUUACCAUUACUGAUGAGGAAUUUGUUUGGGUUUAGUGACUACACUAGAAGGUGUAGAAGGCUGGUUCAUAUGCCUCAUUAUGAUAAAGAUGAUGGAUAUUUGCAGGACGAAGAUGAUGAUUAUGACAAGGAAUACGAUCCAUAUGACGAUUACGAUGAUUAUGAAGAUUUUGACGAUGAGGAUCUGGGCGAUUAUGACUAUGAUGCUGACGAAGAAGAUGAUGGCGCGUUUAGUGAUUUCCCAAGUGAAAAAACUCAACACGAAGAUGACUCUAAUACCACUGUACAAUCUGACAUUACACACCAUGGUGUUACACAUGAUGAUACUACAGAGAAUAUUUUCAGUCGGGAUAGUCUUGAUAAAGAUGGUGAUACAAGUGAUUCUGUUCUAGUGUUGGACACAGACUCUGAAAUUUUCCAAGACGAAUAA
This is a messenger RNA of Theileria annulata, 795 nucleotides long. RefSeq lists its product as uncharacterized. NCBI's taxonomy places the organism in Eukaryota, Apicomplexa, Aconoidasida, Piroplasmida, Theileriidae. The transcript is spliced from 2 exons. The record is from RefSeq and is a predicted model, not a curated record. The coding region runs from base 1 to 795 and encodes 264 amino acids.